AUGCCUGCUGCUGCUGCUGCUGUCGAAGGUCGACUCACGACUGCAACAUCAUCAUCACUCCGGCCCAGGUGUCGCCGCCGACCACGGCCAACAACAGCUCUAGCAGCAGAGGACAGCGAAGCUACACGAUCAGCAAAGAAUGGGUGGGAGGGAAGUUUGUUGGAGCUUGACGUGGUUGAAUAUCGCAGCGGGCCUGAUGACGAGAGCAGCUUGGAGCUCGCGUCAUACAUUGGAGAAGGGAAGUUGCAACCGCUGCUAACCCGGACAGAGUCUGGCCCCAACCUGUUCUUCCACGACGAAGAGGCGCAGCCCGUGUCUUUGUCGGGCGGGUCGUGCCGCAUUGUGCGGGUGCUAGACGAGGUCUACUUCAGCCAACGCAUCGUGGAAGACAGGGUCAAGAACCCUCAUGGCGAAGAAGCUGAGGAUUGUUUCUUGCUGGAAGGGAUCGAUCCGGCUACCGUGAUUCGUGUGGAGCACAGCCAAGACUGACGAGUAACGCGGCGGGUACAUCGCCAUCCAACUUCUGCCGAUUUUAUUGCUGUGGACUACUUCAGUAUAUGUUUAUGUUCGGAGCUUGGCGUAUGAUGUUUUCAGGCGUUGUUUUGUCAAGACUCUUUCAUUGAUCAAUGAGUAUGGGUGGCGUGGCUUUUUUUCGCGGAUUUUAGCUUACGAGACCUCUUGAAGUGCAGCAGCAGCAGUGGCAGGC
This is a messenger RNA of Ectocarpus siliculosus, 706 nucleotides long. The record is from the annotation of a GenBank genome assembly. Lineage: Eukaryota; Phaeophyceae; Ectocarpales; Ectocarpaceae.